Messenger RNA from Sabethes cyaneus, 1189 nucleotides. RefSeq names its product ATP synthase subunit gamma, mitochondrial (gene ATPsyngamma). Lineage: Eukaryota; Metazoa; Arthropoda; Insecta; Diptera; Culicidae. The record is from RefSeq and is a predicted model, not a curated record. The transcript has 4 exons. Gene Ontology annotation, molecular function: proton-transporting ATP synthase activity, rotational mechanism. Bases 123 to 1016 code for a protein of 297 amino acids. Gene Ontology annotation, biological process: proton motive force-driven ATP synthesis.
GAUCAGCGACCAUAUUUUUGACAUCCGCAGACAUUGAACAGACAAGUGUUGAGCGAAAAAAAUUGUACGAAUUUCACUAAUUUUCCGAUCGAGCGUUUUCGUUUAAUACAGAAAGCUGCAAAAUGUUCAAGUCUGUGGUUCCGGUUUUGGGCCAAGUGCCGUCGGUCGCAUGUGCCGGUCAACAGAACCGCGGAAUGGCCACCCUGAAGGCCAUAUCAAUCCGUCUUAAGUCGGUCAAGAACAUCCAGAAGAUCACGCAGUCCAUGAAGAUGGUGUCAGCAGCUAAGUAUUCCCGAGCUGAGCGCGAUUUGAAGCAGGCUAGGCCAUAUGGUGUUGGAGCGCAACAAUUUUAUGAAAAGGCCGAAGUUGCCACGAAAACGGAAGAACCGAAAAAACUGUACAUUGCAAUUACUUCCGAUAGAGGUCUAUGUGGUGCGGUUCAUACCGGCGUGGCCCGUCACAUUCGUGGUGAGCUGGCGCAGGAUUCUAACAUUCGAGUUAUUUGUGUCGGUGACAAGUCCCGUGCCAUACUUCAACGUUUGUAUGGCAAGAACAUCGAAAUGGUGUGCAAUGAAAUUGGUCGUUUGCCACCCACCUUCCUGGAUGCUGCCAAGUUGACGAAUGCAAUCUUGAACUUGGGCUAUGAAUACACCGACGGUAAAAUCGUAUACAACAAGUUCAAGUCUGUGGUAUCGUAUGCGGUUGCCGAUAUGCCCAUCUUUAGUUUGAAAACCGUAGAAUCUGCCGAAAAACUGCCGGUGUAUGAUUCUCUUGAUUCGGACGUUAUUCAGAAUUAUUUGGAAUUUUCGCUGGCCUCAAUGUUGUUCUAUGCCAUGAAGGAAGGUGCUUGCUCGGAACAGUCCUCUCGUAUGACAGCUAUGGACAACGCUUCCAAGAAUGCUGGUGAGAUGAUUGACAAGCUCACACUGACGUUCAACCGAACCAGACAGGCUGUAAUUACUCGAGAGCUGAUUGAAAUCAUCUCCGGUGCUUCGGCCUUGGAAAGCAAGGAUUAAGGGGCGGAGCCUUUUGAAGAAGAUCAAUUCGUUGUCAGCAUUAGAUUCUAUUCCCUGUGGCAGUCAAAUGUUCCGGGCUGUCAGCGUAAAACUAAGCCACAACAGUUUUCUGUAACAUCUGAAUGUGCGGAGGUGAAAUAUAGUCUAUACAAUUACGGAAAAUAAUGUUAGUG